This is a messenger RNA of Eucalyptus grandis, 1451 nucleotides long. RefSeq lists its product as uncharacterized. The transcript has 3 exons. The coding region runs from base 167 to 1042 and encodes 291 amino acids. The record is from RefSeq and is a predicted model, not a curated record. Lineage: Eukaryota; Viridiplantae; Streptophyta; Magnoliopsida; Myrtales; Myrtaceae.
UCCCGGCCAAAUUGUUCGUGACAGAUACUCCAUUGUCGCUCUGAAAACUACGAACUUUCCCCCAAGAAAGCACUGAGGAAGACCCGAGAUCAAGUGGGUCGAUCGGUUUUCUCCUGUCGGGGAGCUUUCCGAUCGAGGGCUCUGCGAGUCUUGAUCGCCGGCGGCGAUGGUGAGCGCGAGGUUGAAGGAGCGGGAGAGCGCGCGGGGUGGUUCCGCGGCGAUGGGCUCCUCCGACAGGCCGAAGCAGCUCCACAAUUUCUCCCUCCCGUGCCUCAGGUGGAGCAACCAGAAGCACCUGCGGUGCGUCAAAGUGGGUAGCCCCAGUCCGAGCCCGAGCCCGAGCGUCCCGGACGACGGCGGCAGGAGCGGGGGCGGCGGCGGCGGAGGCGUUGGCGUUCGAUCCCUCAAGUUCGCGAUCAGGCGGAUCGAGGAGGGCACGGAGGAGGCGCGGGAGGUGGAUAGGCCCAUGGCGGUCGUCUUCGGGCCGCAGAACGGAGGAGGCGGGAGCGGCGCCAACGUCGACGGCGACCGCGACGAUGGGAUGGGAGGGCGGAGGGAGAAGAGGAGGGCGGGCGAUGAGCUCUGGGGAGAGAGGGAGGAGGAUUCCGGAGUUCCGGCCGAGAAUAAGGAAGGGCCGGAGCAGGAACCAGGUGCUGUGGCUGCGGCGCAGGCGGCCGUGCCGUGGAAUCUGAGGACGAGGAGGCCCGGUUUCAAGGUUCUGGCCGCCCUGAAUAUAGGAGCGAAAUACGGUGAUUCUCCGUCGAGGAGCGAGGGCGUUGAUGUUGGCGGUAGUGGUGGCGGCGCCGGCGGCAGCAAUGGUGGGAAGAACGAGGAGAGAGAGAAGUUCGCGGUGCCGCUCAAGAGGAAGGAAAUCGAGAAGGAUUUCCUGGAGAUGACCGGACAUCGGCCCUCGCGGAGACCGAAGAAGAGAAACAGGACAGUGCAGAAGAAUUUGGAUGCUGUCUUUCCUGGAUUGUGGUUGACGGAAGUUACAGCUGACGCCUACAAAGUUGAAGAGGUUCCUGAAUAUCCAAAGAGAUAGCAAAGGGGGAGUGGGCACCUGUAAUGGAACUCCAAAUGGCUUUCUUUUGGCUCGCUGGACAUUGGUUAGAUGGUGGAACCGUGGAAGAGUCCUUUUCCACCUUGCUUGUCACUGACGAUUAGUUGCUUGGAAUUGCUGAUUUAGGCUGAUAGAUUAGUUUUAUAUCGAAUAUCUCUCUCGAUCUCAAUAAAGCCUCUUUUACAUAAAGGUGGGCGAUUGCCCUCAACUGUGAGGGUGCUGUGAAUAAUUGAGUAUUGGAUGUUUCGUUGUGGUUUUUGAUCAUUGCACAUGUUUAUCAGCAACAUUUGAUGGGAUUUUGAUUUAGCUGAUGACCGUAAGGCAUUCCAGCAUUAUUUGGAGCUCCAUAGUUGAGCAAACAAUUUACUUCCAUUUUUUUCUCGCUGUUUUA